UCGAGUUAUCAAGCAUCACUUUAGAAGGUCCGGGGAAACUGUAAGCAGAGCAUUUCAUAGUGUUUUAAAUGCCAUCAUACGCUUACAAGAUGUCUUAUUUAAAAAGUCGAAGCCAAUUACCGCCGAUUCUUCUGACACAAGGUGGAAAUGGUUUAAGAAUUGCUUAGGUGCUCUUGAUGGAACCCACAUCAAGAUUAGGGUGCCAACAGUUGAUAAACCUAGAUAUCGAACCCAAAAAGGUGACAUAGCAACAAAUAUGCUAGGUGUUUGUACACCUGAGAUGCAAUUUGUUUAUGUUCUUCCUGGUUGGGAAGGUUCAGUUGCCGAUGGACGGGUGCUUCGAGAUGCCAUUAGUAGAAGACAUGGACUAAAAGUUCCUCAUGGUUGUUAUUAUCUAGUUGAUGCUGGAUACACAAAUUGCGAGGGAUUUCUUGCACCAUUUAGAGGACAGCGAUAUCAUCUGAACGAGUGGCGUCAGGGUUAUCAACCAAGUUCUCCGCAAGAGUUUUUUAAUAUGAAACAUGCCUCAGCACGUAAUGUCAUUGAAAGAUGCUUUGGCUUAUUAAAACUUAGAUGGGGAAUACUUAGGAGUCCAUCGUUUUAUCCUGUAAGGGUGCACAAUAGAAUUAUUAUUAUUGCAUGUUGUUUGCUCCAUAAUUUUAUUCGAACCCAUAUGAGUAUUGAUCCCAUUGAAGCGGAGGUGGGAGACGGAUUACCUACUAAUGUGGUGGAUGCCGAUGAACCGCAUAUCACAAAUAUUCAUCUAUCGGAUGCUUGGGCUACUUGGAGGAUGGACCUAGCCAACCAAAUGUUCGAUGAAUGGCAAGCAUCUAGAAAUUAGUUAGGUUUAGGGACAAAUUCAGUUUGAAUUGAUU
This is a messenger RNA of Gossypium raimondii (Peruvian cotton), 875 nucleotides long. RefSeq names its product protein ALP1-like. The record is from RefSeq and is a predicted model, not a curated record. The transcript has 3 exons. Bases 257 to 841 code for a protein of 194 amino acids. NCBI's taxonomy places the organism in Eukaryota, Viridiplantae, Streptophyta, Magnoliopsida, Malvales, Malvaceae.